This is a messenger RNA of Exophiala aquamarina CBS 119918, 1623 nucleotides long. RefSeq lists its product as uncharacterized. The coding region runs from base 1 to 1623 and encodes 540 amino acids. The record is from RefSeq and is a predicted model, not a curated record. The transcript has a single exon. NCBI's taxonomy places the organism in Eukaryota, Fungi, Ascomycota, Eurotiomycetes, Chaetothyriales, Herpotrichiellaceae.
AUGUCGUCCACAUCUUCUGUCGAUUCCAGCAAUGCAUACAAGCUGAGCGACACUUCUAGCAUCAAGUAUAGUGGUGAUGAUGUGCGAACGGCCAAGGAUUGGAUCGACCGAGAUCAAAGUAGAUCUGGAAAUGCUUCUCUAUCGGCGUCCCCAUCGCCAAGUGGGAGCAUAACAGAUAUUGACCUUGAUUUGGAUUCUUUUUUCAAGCGCCUGGACAAAUAUACUGCUGAGAUGGAGGAAGUCGAAGCACGUCUCAAAAGGAAUCGACGUCUUUCAGAUGAUUCUGAUCAAAUCAACAUUAAACGAUUCUCUUUCGAGAUCAAUCAACUGCUCGGCGAUGACCGGGUGCUUCUUGGUGCUCCUGCCGGAUCACCCAAAACUGGAUCUUCUCAAACAACAAGCAGUUUGGUCAGCGGCGCCGAAGGGGGUAAUAACGAUGUGGCAGAGAGGAAUAACGAGAACUUGGAGGGGGAGACAGGAAAUAUUGAAGACUCUUUUCUAAUAAUUCAGAGUAAUGCUCUUCCGCAUCACGGGCAGAUAACGCGGUUGACGACCGGGAGUCAACUUUUGGUAUCUGGGAGGAUGGUGACUUCCAAUAGGGCCAGCCUCGAAAGUGGAUGCGAUUUGCACAUUCCAAUCCAGAAUAACGUUCGGGAAGAGGCGUCCGAUCGUUCGAUAGAACCUAUCCAAGUGAAACCAACGAACAAAUCUGAGGUACAGCUUCUUAUUGAGCGGCCAUCUUUCUCUUCCCUAACCACAGCAGACUCUCCAGGCUCCGAAUUGAGACAGGAAGCGACAACGGACCGAGGACACGAUCAGAGCCUUCUACCAGAGGCGCACUACAUUGGACAGGAGAACCGUUCCGAGGAGAUUGAUUAUUCAGAUAUUGAGGAGCCUUACCCUGCAACGCCGGUCGGAUGGACUUUUCCGCCUCGAACAUCGAGUAAAACUUUUCCAACCGAGGAAGCCUCUGGGAAGACAGAAGAGUCUCCUUCUCAACCACCCCGGCAACGAAUGAAGGCGGACAAUAGGCAAUCGGUCAGACAUGGUGGAUUUUGGAGUGCACCCCCCUUGCUACUGCUCGAUCGAGAACCAAUCCUACCCGUCCCGUCUCUACCACAGUCUGGUUCCACAGUAACCAUAAGCUCGAGUCCUCCUCUGACCCCUCUUUCACUCUGCUCACCGCGAGAAGAUCAAAUUCGAAGAGAACUCGAAAGUUUCGCACUCCACGAAGGGGCCAAGACUUUGAAGUUAAAGUACAAGAAACGAAGGCCACGCAGACUCGAUCUAGUUGAUUUCGAUGGUGAAGCUUGGGAAGUCGACGAGGAAAGGGAAUCCUGGCCGGAACUCGAGAAGAGAGAGGUGGCCAUUACCGAGCCGAGUCGGUCUCGUCCGCGACGAUCAAAGAGUAUCAUGAGUAUUUUUCAACGAAGGUCCCCUAUCGAAAAGGUCAUAGAUCUUUACUUCGAUGACGAACCUAAGGAGAAGCCUCAUCGACCGCUUUCCAGAUGGACUACAAUAUCGAGAAAAGGCUCUCCCACAACAGCAAACAUGCCCAGAAGCCCACCCAUACCUCCUUUGCGGGCCAUUAGUCCAGGGUUUGAAAAAGCAUCGAUCGGUUGA